Molecule: messenger RNA, 966 nt
Organism: Pichia membranifaciens NRRL Y-2026
Lineage: Eukaryota; Fungi; Ascomycota; Pichiomycetes; Pichiales; Pichiaceae
Exons: 1
Coding region: 1-966 (321 amino acids)
Biological process (GO): cell wall organization; carbohydrate metabolic process
Cellular component (GO): extracellular region; fungal-type cell wall; cell surface
Molecular function (GO): glucan endo-1,3-beta-D-glucosidase activity; 1,3-beta-glucanosyltransferase activity
Source: RefSeq, a predicted model, not a curated record
AUGAUGGAAACAGAUGAUUUGAAAUUCAUGUUUUCGGGAAUAGCAUAUGCACCGGAGGGAGUGAUGGAACCAGAAUGCGGAGCUACACUUCGAAACGUUAUCUUAGAUAUAGCAAGGCUUUCCAAGAUUACUGGUAGCGUAAAGACAUAUGGUACACAGUGCAGACAGGCAGAAUUCAUCUUAGAAGCCAUCGAUCAAUUACAGUUGAACUUUACACUUUCUAUGGGUGUUUGGAUUGGUUCAGAUGAGGCUACAAACCAGGCACAAUUGCACGUUAUGAAGGAUUUGAUCAAAAGGUAUCCUAGGAAGUACUUUCGCUCGAUAUUCAUAGGAAAUGAAGUCAUUUAUAGAAAAGAGAAAACUGUUCCAGAGCUAAUGGGUUAUGUGAGGGAAGCAAAGAAUUAUCUUCUUAGUCUGAAUAUUACUGACUUACCUGUUGGUGUUUCAGAAAUUGGAUCACAAAUCACCAAGGAAAUGCUUCUUGAUUGCGAUUUUGUGGGAGCAAAUGUUCAUCCAUUUUUUGGGGGAGUUGAUGCUCAAUUUGGCACAAGAUGGGUACUUGAUUACUAUCACAAUCAAUUACUUCCACUAAAAGAGAGCAUCAAUACAACUACUGAAAUAAUAAUUUCGGAAGUUGGCUGGCCAUACCAAGGAGGUGAGUUUAUAAGAUCUGUUGCAGGAAGCUGGGAAUAUCAGCAAUUUUUGAACGAUUGGCUUUGUACUUCACCUGCAAAUAUCUUGAACAACUGUUUCUAUUUUGAGGCUUUUGAUGAGCCUUGGAAACGCAUCUGGUGGGAUAACGAUAGGACCUGGGAAACAGAAUGGGGUUUUUUUACAAGUGAUCGGAAAAUGAAAAAACAUAUUUAUAUACCUGACUGUUCCAAAUAUGGGAACCCUUCGCUUGUUGAUUUUGAAUAUAUUGAAGAAGUUGAGGACCCGUAUGCAAAUGAUGAGGAUCAUGAUUGA